GGAAGUCCGGACGCCAGAACUGUCGGAAGAGAAGGCCUGGGGCGGAGGCGGCCCGGGCUCCGGCGGAGGCCAUGGCGGAGAGGCCCGAGGACCUAAAUCUGCCCAACGCCGUCAUUACCAGGAUCAUCAAGGAAGCGCUCCCGGACGGCGUCAACAUCUCCAAGGAGGCCCGGAGCGCCAUCUCCCGCGCCGCCAGCGUCUUCGUUCUCUAUGCCACAUCCUGUGCGAACAACUUCGCGAUGAAGGGCAAGCGCAAGACUCUGAAUGCCAGUGAUGUGCUGUCAGCCAUGGAAGAGAUGGAGUUCCAGCGGUUCGUGGCCCCGUUGAAAGAGGCCCUGGAAGCGUACAGGCGGGAGCAGAAAGGCAAGAAGGAAGCUUCGGAGCAGAAGAAGAAGGACAGAGACAAAAAAACGGAUUCCGAGGAGCAGGACAAGAGCAGGGAGGACGAGGAUGAAGACGAGGAAAGACUGGAUGAGGAAGAGCAGAACGAGGAGGAGGAGGUAGACAACUGAGUGGAGAGAGUGGGCAGACUGUGGCGCCACGGAAGUGACCACCCUGAGAUGUUCCCACGGGACGCCUUUCCCCGCGAGGCAGAGCCAUCUGCGGCACAGGUGCCCGAGAUCAAAGUAACAACUGACCAGAAUGAUCAAAACCAGCUCUUCCCGUACUCAGAGCCUCUGAGUAACAGAAACCUGUUUUGCUGAAUCAGUCUGGAGUUUGUGACUCUUUAGUAUAAGGGGUUCUGAAUGACUAAAUAGUAUGAUAUCGUUUGUUUACUUAAGUAUGUGGCUAGCUAGUUUUUUUUUUUUUUUUUUUUAAUCCCAUAUCCCUGCCCCUCCCAGAAAGUAGUAACUUCCAUGUUGCCUGCUGUGUCCCAGGUCACAGAGGCACUAAAGGCUCAGGGGGCAAAAUGGGGCUUUGAUCAUGGUCACCCCGUUUGAUUGCACAGUACUGGCAGUGGGUCUUAAAAUGGUCAGAAUGGUUGCCCUUUAGGAAAUGACUGAACUGUGGGAGAAAUGAGGUAAUCUCUUCACUGGAUGGUAACAUUGCUUGUUUGUUUGGUUUGGUUUCUAGACUCCAUUAGCUUGUAGCCCUUCUUUAUUGACUGUAGAUGUUCAGUCUGCUGGGGUGGCUGCACUCUAUAACAUACACUCUUAAAUUCUCAGUGUCAAUUGGAGUCUGUCAAAAGGGGUGCCAAUUCUUAGAAACACGGGGCUUAAUCUUAGCUGUGACUCAGUGCCUGCCACUGUAGGAUUUAGUGCUACCUCCUGGAAGGUGUAAAAUCCCAGGUUUUCUCUUCAUUAGUCCAUCUCCCUGACCGGUGGCUGCUGCUUUUCACUCCCUGAACGCUUGACAAGUUUCAGGCUUGAUUUCCUCUAGGCACAGUCUUUCCCUCUCCAUCUGUCUCCUGCCUCUGCUUUCCAGCCCCAGUUUCUCCUCCUCCUCUUAUGUCAUCUUCUUGUCCUCAGAUUCCUUAGUCCUCGUCUCCUGAAACACCUCUGAACCUUCAGGUGAAUGUCGUGGUGCUCAGGAGUCUAGCACCUCACCACCUCCGCUGUGGCUGUGCAGUGUCUGAUGGCCUUUCAGCUCCCCAGGUAGUGCUCCAAGCACUUUGCUUUUUGUCUUAGUUGAGCACUUGAGGUUGACAGGUGAUGUAAUAGAGUUGGACACUGUUAGCUAGUUGAGUGGAUACAGUGAAGAGUUUAUUGAAAGUGACUGGAGACUGUUGAAAAGAUUUUAAUGCUUUAUACAAUAAAGAACAAUAAAGAACAUUCUUGUUUAAAAUGA
This is a messenger RNA of Peromyscus maniculatus bairdii (prairie deer mouse), 1788 nucleotides long. RefSeq names its product DNA polymerase epsilon 3, accessory subunit (gene Pole3). The record is from RefSeq and is a predicted model, not a curated record. Lineage: Eukaryota; Metazoa; Chordata; Mammalia; Rodentia; Cricetidae. Gene Ontology annotation, biological process: DNA damage response; heterochromatin formation; leading strand elongation. Gene Ontology annotation, cellular component: epsilon DNA polymerase complex; CHRAC. Gene Ontology annotation, molecular function: chromatin DNA binding; protein heterodimerization activity.